Molecule: messenger RNA, 792 nt
Organism: Lodderomyces oxycetoniae
Lineage: Eukaryota; Fungi; Ascomycota; Pichiomycetes; Serinales; Debaryomycetaceae
Product: mitochondrial 54S ribosomal protein MRPL50
Exons: 1
Coding region: 1-792 (263 amino acids)
Biological process (GO): translation
Cellular component (GO): ribosome; mitochondrion
Molecular function (GO): structural constituent of ribosome
Source: RefSeq, a predicted model, not a curated record
AUGUCGACUCUUAUGAUUCGAAUGAGGGCUUGUCUGGCGCCUUCAUAUGCUAUAAGAACAUUCAAACAAAGGACGGUCAAUAAACUUGUUGAAGUACAGUUGCUAACAGAUGUACCAAAUAUAGGAGUUAAAGGUCAGGUGUUGAAUGUCAAGCCAGGAUUUAUGAGGAACUAUUUACACGUUGACAACAAAGCUUGUUAUAUUACGCCGAAAACGCCACCAAGACUACCAGUUGUUGAUAUUGAGAUGAUUCGUGCAAGGCAAAGGAAGGAGAAACUCGAGAAAGAAGAAGCACAGAAACAAAGUAAUGCACAAGCGCAAGCUCAGUCAGGGGCAGGGGCAGAUGCAGAUGCAAAAGCAGAGGCAGAGCAAGGUCCAAUGUCAUUUUCAGAACUUUCUGAUCUUUUCAAUAUUAUGAAAUCUCCCACGAAAAAGAGUAAUCAAGUGAAACCGGAAUUGCAGAUUCAGUCUAAUCCAUACAAGUCAGAAACAGCUAUUCCGGGAUUUGAAGAAGUAAUAGACGUUCGAUACAAGUCGAUAAACGAUGUUGUUGUCAAAUUGCCCAAGUUGAUAACUCUCCAAGCUUCAGAGAUGCCAAUUGGCAGGAGAUUCAUUGCCAAAUAUAUUUCAGAGAAAAGUGGGUUUGCUGUAGACCCAUAUAUUUUACAUCUAAGCUAUAUUGAUACUCCAGAUCAGGAAAUCAAGGAGAUUAAUGAGGUGGGAAGAUACAAUGUCAAGAUCACUUCUGACAAGGAAAAUAUCACGCACACUAGAAUUUUAGAAAUUGAGUAA